UAAACGCCAUUUCGAGUCUUUCGUAUUCUUAGUACCUAUAUAAGAAGAGAGUUUGUGCGGUAGUGCCGAUGACCAUCCUUGUUGCACAGUGGGUGUACCCAUCUGUAUGGGGCUCGUGUUCAGGUUGUUAUGACUGAGAACGCCUUGUGGAAGGAAGAUUUUAUUUGAGAUUACACUCGAGUUAAAUUUUGGAGGUCUGAUUGAGUUGGCCGACAGGUGAUGAUCAAAUUCGAACUUGGAACCUCUAUGGUCGCACAGGUCCUGCAUUCGGGUCGCGAGACCCCGAGUGGGCUAGUCAGUUCUGUUGUAACAACCUGAGCACGAAACGAACUCGACACAUGGAUACACUUGCUACGAAAGAUCGUGUAUCGCGUGAUAGUAUAGUACUGCGCAAUCCCUUCGUAUGUUCUGAGAAUUAUAGAAAAAAAUGGCGUGUAUAGAUUAAUUAACUUUCCCAUAGGUCUCGGAGCGCACCACUAAUUAUAUACCAAUCAACCGUUGUAUAAACAUACUGAAUUACUUAAAAUAUACAUUUAUAUAAACACAAAUUGUGUGUACGUAGAAUGCGCGUUCAGAGACGCUCUCAUUAUUUUUUUGCACGCGUCGUUACAAAGUUUUUUUUAAUAAAUGGAAACAUUUUGGACUUUAUUUCAUCUUUAUUGUUUAUUAAAUGUAGAACGUAAAUAAAAUGAUAGCUUCGAGCAUUUGAUAUUUGCUGAUACGAGCUUCGGACUAACGAUAUAAACACAAAAGUUCCUAGCGAAUUGGGAAGUACACGAGCACAUGCGUUGGAUGCGCAAUAGACGUGCGUCAUCGAUGCGUACAAUGUUCGAUGUAUUGUGUAUGUGUAUGUACAUAUAUAUGUUGACAACGCAUUUGUGCUUAUCUCAAUUACGCGUGACAUGUAAUACACGCGGAUCGCGAUCACAUUGCUGCGUUACGUACCGUAUAAAAACCGAAUUGCGUUUGUCGGAGAAAUCGCAUCCUCGUGUAAUCACGGCACGCGGUGAUUGUUUUUUAGAUCGUGAAAAUUAGAGUGAGGUCGAAUCGCGAGACUUGAUUCGCGAGUUUUUCUUGUCGACUAAACGGUCAAGAGGGAAGCAAAGAUUUCGUUUUUGCGGGAAGAUAUGCCGGAUAGCGGGGCUGUCUACCAACCGACUACCGUUGGUUACACCUACGAGAAUACGGGCGAUGGUACCAGGAGCGGUGACGGUUUUAGGCAUGGAUUCUGGCGCAUCAUGUCCAGGCACAAGCUCAGUUCUAGGAGGUGGUUUGAGUGGAUGAUGGUGUCGGUUGCGUUUUGUUUCAUUUUCGCCGGCCUCGUAACAUUGCUCGUUGUCUUCACUACCGGGAAUGACGAAACGGACACAAGAGUACCAGAGGUAAAGCCAAACGGAUCCACUACAAUAGCUACUGACGUACAGCAGCAAGCGGAAAAUACAGGGAAACAUUCUAUAGCAGUAGGUACUGGAUUGCUAUUAGUUGGUCUGCUACUUGUCUUCGUUUGGAUAUGUCUUGGUUUCUUCCGUCCUAAUAAAUUGCAGAGAAGCAGUAUAGUUAGCAGCAGCGGUCAGUACGGGCCAGUACUCACAGAGGUGCCAAGCCAGUUGAAGCUGAAACAAGUCAAUGAUGCGACUCGUACGACUGCUGUACCCCUUUCCGAUCAAGAGGAGGAAACGCACACGCUAAUGCAAGAUUCAGCAAGCCCACCGUCUGUUUCGGCCGGAUCUAGCACCAUCGCUAAUCAGAUUCCAGGUUGAGAAAAUGUCGUCGUCUCCCUUCGUGCGUAAUUAGGCACAUAUAAUAAAAGAUAUUGCUUCGAGUUACAAAUCUUUUAUCAUGUUUCCUCGAGAGUUUGUCAUCACUUUGAUAAUUCUGCAAAUUACUUAAUUUAUCCGAGAUUGUGUUUUUUUUUUUUUUUUAACUUUUUUGUGGCAUAAUUACAAUGUCACUGACUUAUUGUAUGAUUGAGAGAAUUUUAUGCUAUUUGAAAAAAACUUUUUUAUAACUUUUUAGGUUGUCUGAUGUUUAAAUAAGAUUUUUAAGUAAGCACAAACACAAUGUUUGAGAGAUCUCAUAUAUAGUACGUGUAAAGCAUUAGAUUAUUUAAUUUUUUUAAUUAUCUAUGCAUUCCUCUACUCCGUCCAUUAUUAUUAGUAGUACUAUAUAUUAAAUGAAUAUUUGAUCAGAUAGAAAAAAACAGUGAUUUUGUGUUCUCAAAUUAGUUAUAUCUUAUAACUCUACUAUAUCUGAGUUUGAUAAUAUUUGUACUAGUAAAAUUUAUAAAUGUUUUUUAUGAAGAUAUCUUACUUGAUAAGUUACGAAUAAUAAAACCUAUUACGAUCAUUAGGUUUUUUCUUUAAUGAGAAAAUGAAACAGAAUAAAUACUUCAGUUAUUUACAAUAUUAAUAGAAUCUUUAUAUGAACUAUUGUAUAAAGUAUAUAUACUUCUAUUUAACUUCUAUUUUAUUAGUACUGUAUUUUUUUUCAGAUAAAUUGUACAUAUCUAAUAUUUCCCGUUUUUACUUUUAGUACACCAUAAUCUUUUGUAUGUCAAAAACUAAAUUUUUAAAAACUUUUCUUAAACUGAUAUUAUUUUAAGAAAUAUAGUUUUUUCUACACUUUUUUUUAAGCAGACAUGAUUGUAUGAGCAUUUUUUAAAUCAUCUUUCAAUUUGACGUGCUCAUGAUAACGAUACACAUGCACCAUGUGUUUAAUUAUCAAAUCCAAAUUAGUAACAGUGACAGCAAUCAUUAUUGACAAUAUACUGUAAAUUUAAAUGAUGUAUUGAUAUAUGUAUGUGUGUGUGUGUGUGUGUGUGCGUAUAUAUGUACACGUUAUAUAUAUCACACAUUACAUUAGAUA
Messenger RNA from Pseudomyrmex gracilis, 2865 nucleotides. RefSeq lists its product as uncharacterized. Lineage: Eukaryota; Metazoa; Arthropoda; Insecta; Hymenoptera; Formicidae. The record is from RefSeq and is a predicted model, not a curated record. The coding region runs from base 1128 to 1760 and encodes 210 amino acids. The transcript has 3 exons.